UGAGCGGUGACUCCAAACUCGUGAUCUCGACCUUUCACGCCCAUUUCUUUCCCAACUGCGCUAAAGAUCUUCCUGCUCAGAGAACUGCGUCCCCCGAUUUAUGAUGCUGACAUCGGGGACAGAGAGGCAACAGUCUGACACAAAUCCUCUGAAGCAGCCAUGGACCAAGCAAGAUCAGCGAUAUCCCAAAUUUUUAACAGUGAGCCGCACUCCUACACACGAUUCAACUUGCCCGAUAAUAUGGAAGGUGACACCAGCCAGGUGGAGAUGAUACAGUCGUCUGACAUGAAUGAGGAGGUUGGAGAGAAUGGCGACGAAGACCACCUUAGUCACAAGUCAAACCGCAAACCACACGUGGCUCAAAACUUUGAAUGUACAACCAAGAACCUCUGCUUCAUGGCAGCUACUAUCGUCUUCACAUUUGUCAUUGGCUAUUUGACUGGCUACCUGGUUCAUAAGAAUAAGGAUCUGAAUUGCUCCUGUGCACCUUCUGAAGAUGAUGUUACCCAUCAGACUGGUGCUGUCCCUUUCAUGGACUGGGAUGAUGUGAAAAAACUGCUUGGUGAUAAACUAAAUACAUCCAACUUAGAGAUUGCACUAAGUCAGCUGAGCAGUAGCAACCACCGGGCUGGUUCUCCUGGUGAUGAAGAUCUGGGGAACAAGGUGAUAACGAAGUUUAAGGAGUACGGCAUGAAGACCUGGACUGAUGAGUACUUUGUCAAGGUUCAGGACCCCCCAGCAUCUGGAUACAACAGAAUAGUUUUCAAGAACGGACCAGAGGAACGUCCAACAGGUUUCCUGUCCUACAGCGCCAGUGGAACAGCAAGGGGUGCAGUGCUGUAUGCCCGUUAUGGACAGGAAAAGGACCUGAAGCAGUUAAAGGACAUGAACAUCGACAUGAAUGGCAGAGUGAUGCUGGUCAGAGCUGGAAGGAUCAGCUUUGCUGAGAAGGUAGCCAAUGCAGCCAAAGUGAACGCUUCUGCUGUGCUGAUCUACCCAGACCCCAUUGAUUACCCUAUUGGAAAUGAUACUUCCCUCUUUGGACAUGUGCACAUGGGCUCUGGGGAUCCCUACACCCCAGGCUUCCCCUCCUUCAACUACACCCAGUUUCCACCUGUGCAGUCUUCAGGCCUGCCAAAUAUUUUGGCUCAGACUAUCACAACAGGCAUGGGAACCAAAAUUCUGAGGCAGCUCGGGGGUAGAGCUCAGCCAGAUGGUUGGGAGAGCAUCAACAGACUUGGAGAUGAGAGCGAUGUUAUUACUGUGGAAGUCAACAAUGUCCUUACUGAGAAAAGGAUAAAUAAUGUCUUUGGGGUCAUCAAAGGCUUUGUGGAUGCAGAUCGAUACGUGGUCAUUGGGGCCCAGAGGGAUGCGUGGGGCCCGGGCUUUGCGGCAUCAACCGUGGGCACCAGCGUCCUCGUUGAGCUGGCGCGGUCCAUCUCUGACAUGGUGGAGAACGAUGGAUUCAAACCGAGGAGGAGCAUCGUGUUUGCGAGCUGGAGCGCGGGAGAGUAUGGGAGUGUUGGCGCCACCGAGUGGUUGGAGGGUUAUUUGUCCUCUCUGAGCAUGAAAGCAGUCACCUACAUCAACCUGGAUGGCAUUGUGACAGGUCAGGAUGGAUUUAAAGUAGCAGCCAGUCCGUUGCUGCACAGCCUGAUCCAAAACACUCUGAAAGAGGUGAACUAUGACAAGGACAAGUCUCUUCUUUCUCAGUUUGGAAAGAACAACUCUGAGUCUACUAUUCUGGAGCCUCUGAGGAUGGACAGUGCUGCGUAUCCUUUCCUCGCCUUCUCCGGCAUUCCCUCAGUCGCUUUCAGAUUCCACUCUGGAAGUUCAGACUACCCGUACUUUGGCACAACCCUGGACACCCAACAAAACCUGAACUCUGUCACAGCCAGCCAGGUUCCUCAGCUGGCUGUGAGAGCGGGCCAGUUUGCAGGUCACAUAGCGCUGAGGCUGGUCCAUGACCACCUGCUGCAGAUGGACCUGAAGAAGUACAACCAGCUCAUACGCAGCCACGUGGUUCAGAUUAAUAUGAGGGUCAAGGCUGUUCAGAGGUUGCAGCCCCAGCUGUUGCCCAAGACCCUGACUGGGCAGUGGUUGGUCAUGGCCUCUGGUUCCUACAACCGUGUCUCUAGCAUAUUGACAGCUGACAUCCAGAACAGCGACCUGGAAAACAUGGAGACGUGCCGCAUGAUCAAUGACCGCGUCAUGACGGUGGAAAGGAACUUCCUGUCACCCUACGUUUCUCCGAUAGACAGCCCCUUUCGCCACAUCCUGCUGGGCUCCGGCCCCCACACCCUAAAAGCUCUGUCCAGCGACCUCGACGCUCUGAAGACUGCCAGCCCAGAGGCCAACGCCGAGCUGUUCCGCAACAAGCUUGCCCAGGCGACCUGGACCAUUCAGGCCUGUGCCAACUCCCUAGCAGGGGACAUCUGGUCUCUGGAUAAUGAAUUCUAGAAAAGUCCUGUGCCCUCCCUUGUUCAUGGUUUGGCCCUCUUAUUACAAUGGGCGGUGUGACAGCCAGUAUGAUGGUGUGAUUAACAGACAGUUUUUAAAUGGAUUUCCACAAAAUCAUCACAUCUGUUCCACGAUGUUCAUUUUCCUUUUUCUAAAAUUUUCCAUAAAACCAAUAUAUGAUAUGUCAUGAUAGAAAAUAUGUGAGCCUUCCGCUUAAAAAAACUUGAAUUUGAACCUUUGGUAUUUUAAAUAUCGCGAUCUUCAAUACUUUGGCCCUCAUCAUGCCAUGUCAAUAUCAUAGCUACAAGCCACCGAGCACAGAUGCUUGGUGUGCCCAGUGGUUGGAAAGCGGUCCUGCCAUCUGAAUCCAAAAACGCUUCUAAGGCACCGCAUGUUGAACGAGUUGAGCCGAUGUUCCCGCCUCAUUUAGGUGAUCCAGGUUUCACGUCCAUACAGUAAGGGGCUGUUGACACAGUGCUGGUACACUUUGAUCUUUGUGUGGUCAGUCAGUGCUUUAUUUCUACACACCCUGCAGGACAAUAAGGCCACGAUAGUGUUUACCUCAGUGUGGGCCACGAGGGUAAAGAGCAUCUCCCUGCUCUAUCCUGACUUUGGUCUUCAAGCACAGAAAACAGCAAAUGUGACUAUGACUUUGACCUUGUGGGUAAGGACUAAUUAGGAGCUCAUUGUGUGCAUGUUUAGCUAAAAAAAGACAAAUACUGUAGGAGCAGUGAUUAUCGAUUAUGAAAGGAUGGACGGACAAUGUAUACCUCUGGCUUAAGCUCAUCCUUUGUCCUAUACCAUGGAGAACAUCAGUCCUUUGGCUGGAUGAAAUAAAAAUGAAAAACAACCAUCACAAUAUCACUUUAGCAAAAGCAUCUCAGAGUACCUGUUAUUAAAAUCAGAGGCCAGAGCUUUUUCAUAUGAUGGAUCAUCUAAAGAAGCACAGUUUCUGAACCAUCAUUUCAGGUCAUAAACAUUCACUAUCAUUACCAGCAGCUGCUAAUGUCCGGAUUAGCUGGGAUGUCUUCUUGUCCAAUAUUGUCUGGAAAACUUUAACGCUAACUGCAGUGGUUUCAUCCUGAUUUGUUUGAAGAAAUAAUAAAGGGGGCACCUCACUCUUCUCUUUUUCUUGCAUUUGUUAAACCUGCUUCUGCUUGUUUCACCUUUAAAGUACUGCAAUUUUAGCUAAAAUUGGAAGAGACCACUAGCCUCAACAGUGUAGGGGAGUAGGACACGUGAAAUAAUGACUACUGUACUCUACCAAAGAUCAGAUUUUUGGUAUGACAGAAAAAGUGCACUUAUUUGGGUACAUAUAUGGUUUCAAGGUGUAAGGUUUAAGAGAAUACGUAACCCACCCCUCUCGCCAAAUUUACGUUAUUGGUUGGCCCCCAAUUGUGUGUGGGGCACUAGGCCUGAGGCCUGUAAGCCCAUUUCAUCUGGCCCAGCUGAUCUGUUCCAUCUUCAAGCUCUACUAUUGAAGGAAUUUUUGCUUUAAAGAAAGGAGUGUUACAAACACAUACCAUGGCCACAGCAUUGUGGUCCAGUAUUAUUUCCAUAACUAAUCACCACUCUACACUGUGGAUUUAGUUUGAAUGAAUAAAA
Messenger RNA from Oreochromis niloticus (Nile tilapia), 4065 nucleotides. Its product is annotated as transferrin receptor protein 1. The record is from RefSeq and is a predicted model, not a curated record. Lineage: Eukaryota; Metazoa; Chordata; Actinopteri; Cichliformes; Cichlidae. Gene Ontology annotation, molecular function: transferrin receptor activity. The coding region runs from base 160 to 2460 and encodes 766 amino acids. Gene Ontology annotation, cellular component: external side of plasma membrane. The transcript has 18 exons. Gene Ontology annotation, biological process: intracellular iron ion homeostasis; transferrin transport.